GACCGCUUGUCUUCAGGCCGGUAGAUGAUGGCUUCUUUGUUUUUGUCCAUAUUUUGCGUUGAUUAAUGGACAUCACAAAUUGUCUAAAGUCAUCAUUAACAAGAAAAGAAGAAGAAGAAGAUUCUAUCCUUUUAGCCCCUGAGUACCGGAGAUUCUAUUUACCUAGCCUUGAGGAUAUAGAGAUAUGGGAACUCUACUUCCUACUUCCGUGGAAGUAUCUGAAAUAGAUAGCAAAGAAGGGCCAAGCUCUUCCGAGCAACUUGAUGCUGGAGCCUUGUUUGUGCUGAAAUCAAGAGGUUCAUGGCUGCACUGUGGAUACCAUUUGACAACAUCAAUUGUAGCUCCGGCUCUUCUUAGUCUUCCCUACGCACUGUCCUUGAUGGGCUGGUUUCCUGGUGUUUUAUGCCUGACACUGGCAGCUCUGAUAACAUUCUAUUCCUACAACCUUCUUUCAUUAGUUCUUGAGCACCAUGCUCAGAUAGGGAGGCGUCAGCUUAGGUUCAGGGUCAUGGCUGAAGAUAUAUUAGGACCAGCAUGGGGGAGCUACUUUGUUGGUCCGAUUCAGUUUGGUGUAUGCUAUGGUGCAGUUAUUGCUUGCAUUCUUCUUGGGGGGCAGAGUCUCAAGUUCAUUUACUUGCUCUCUACCCCAAAGGGGAGCAUGCAGCUGUACGAAUUUGUCAGUAUUUUUGGCAUCCUGAUGCUAGUCCUGGCUCAGAUUCCAUCUUUCCACUCCCUACGGCAUAUCAACCUUGUCUCUCUAGUCCUUGCCCUUGCUUACAGUGCUUGUACUACGGCUGGUUCUGUUCAUAUAGGAAACUCUAAGAACGCGCCUCCAAAAGACUAUUCUAUCAAUGGAGCUAUGCAGAAUCGAGUCUUUGGAGCCUUCAAUGCUAUUUCAAUCAUUGCUACAACCUACGGAAAUGGAAUUAUUCCUGAAAUACAGGCAACUGUAGCACCUCCGGUCGAGGGGAAAAUGUUCAAAGGUCUACUGGUCUGCUAUGCUGUCAUAAUAAUGACAUUUUUCAGUGUUGCAAUCUCUGGAUAUUGGGCAUUUGGCAAUCAGACUAAGGGAGUAAUUCUAAUUAAUUUUAUGGUUGACGAAAAGCCUUUACUUCCCACUUGGGUUCUCUUGAUGACCAAUGUUCUCACCCUCUUGCAAGUAGCAGCCGUCAGCGUGGUUUACUUGCAGCCAACAAAUGAUGUGUUUGAACGAAAGUUUGCAGAUGCAAAGUUUGAUCAGUUCUCCAUCCGCAAUGUUGUGCCAAGGUUGGUUUCCCGGUCAUUAUCAGUAAUCAUAGCCACAGCUAUUGCUGCAAUGUUUCCUUUCUUCGGAGAUAUUAAUGCAGUGAUUGGAGCAUUUGGAUUCAUUCCUCUAGACUUCAUUUUGCCUGUGAUAUUCUACAAUGUGACUUUCAAGCCAUCCAAGAAGGGCUUGAUGUUUUGGGGAAACGCAUCAAUUGCCGUAAUCUGUUCGGCAGUAGGGGUGUUGGGGGGAAUAUCCUCAAUUCGGCAAAUAAUUCUCGAUGCCAGCACGUAUAGCUUGUUUGCUAAUGUUUAAUGGUUGCAAGUCGCAACUGUUAUUUUUUCUCUUGUGCAAGAAUCUACCAAGUUUAAUGAUCUACCCUCUUUUACAACAAGAAAAGAAACAUUGUUGAAA
Populus nigra (black poplar) is the source of this 1657-nucleotide messenger RNA. Its product is annotated as GABA transporter 1-like. The record is from RefSeq and is a predicted model, not a curated record. Bases 185 to 1558 code for a protein of 457 amino acids. NCBI's taxonomy places the organism in Eukaryota, Viridiplantae, Streptophyta, Magnoliopsida, Malpighiales, Salicaceae. The transcript has 7 exons. Gene Ontology annotation, cellular component: plasma membrane.